Molecule: messenger RNA, 5674 nt
Organism: Pomacea canaliculata
Lineage: Eukaryota; Metazoa; Mollusca; Gastropoda; Architaenioglossa; Ampullariidae
Product: polycystic kidney disease protein 1-like 2
Biological process (GO): detection of mechanical stimulus
Cellular component (GO): membrane
Molecular function (GO): calcium ion binding; calcium channel activity
Source: RefSeq, a predicted model, not a curated record
UUCGUCCUCGGCGGCUCACAUGCGGACUCCGGCAUCCGGGUCUUGUCGGAUGGCAAACGGGUUUGUAGUAGAAGUUACAAAGGUUAAUGAGCUGUUUAUGGUUAACGUAAGACAAGAAUGCUAAGAUGAUGAAGAUGAUGAUGACGAUGAUGAUAAUUGAUGGAUGAUUGAUGAUGAUUGAUGACGAUAAUAUCAUUGUACUUGACAGACACUAGAAACUGGCAGUGUGAUGAAGUAUAUUAUGACUGCUGUGUCGUGUCUGGGACAUCUAGACUACGUACGUAUCUGGCACGACAACAGCGGCGGGUACCAGGCCGGCUGGUUCCUGAGCAGGCUGGAUGUUGAAGAUCUGCAAUCGGGUCAGAGGUACUUGUUUAUGUGCGAGCGAUGGCUGGCUGUGGACAAGGACAACGGCGUUGUAGACCGCGUCGUUCCACUGGCCCAGCAGGACGAGAUCAUGUCCUUCGACAGGCUGUUCUCGGAGUACACCAAGAUCGGCAUCACCGCACCCACCUGUGGCUCUCCUGCUUCAUGCGUCCCGCGCCCAGCACCUUCACGCGUGUGCAGCGGGUCUCGUGUUGUCUGGUCCUGCUGCUGCUGACCAUGAUCACCAGUGCCAUGUUCUACAAGGCUGAGGACAGUGAGACUGGAGAAAGUGCAAAUUCCUUGGGCAUGGAAGUGAAAGUUGGUUUUCUGCGCUUCUCCUUGACAACCUUGUGGACGUCGUCUGUGUCCAUCGUCAUCACUUCUGUCCCCAUGAUGAUUUUCGUCCUCAUCUUCCGCAAUUAUCGGCCUUUGCCUGGGCCAAGAACAAAAAAACAUCUGAAGGGGAAACCCCCUGAAUUAACCAAUGUGGACGAGAAGCCUGAACUCAAAGAGAACACAGGCAAGUCGGAAGAGAGCCAGAAGGACUCUGUGGGAACCAAUCUGCAGAGUAACCUACUGCCCCACUACUGGUGCUACAUCGGCUGGCUGCUCCUGGUGGCGACUGCAGCGACCUGCGCCUUCUUCCUGGUGCUGUACAGCAUGCAGUGGGGCAUCACUACCUCCGAGGAAUGGCUUACCUCCUUUGUGAUCUCCUUCUUCGAGAGCAUCUUUGUCAUGGACCCUAUCAAGGUGAUAUUGCUGGCGUGUCUGCUAGCGUACUGCGUACAAAACCCAUACGCUAACAAGUCUGACAGUGAGCACGUGAUCUUGGAGCCUUUGCAGGUGGAGGUCAGCAAAUUCAACGCUCGGGAUUCUACAGCCCUACCACCUGACCCGGUGCCCCGCAAGGUUCUGGCACAGUCCCGCAAGCGACGGUUACACGAAGAAAAGUCACAGCGAGUCUUCUUUGACCUCCUCUUCCAUAUCUUUUUCGUCUUCUGCGUCUACUCCUUGUCGUACGGCAAACGGGACGUCAACGCGUUUUUCCAGAACGACCAUCUGGAUAGUCUGCUGUUUCAAUCGUCGGGUGACGCUCCUUUUCCAUUCCAAAGCAUCACCAAGCGAGAAGAGGUGAUGAGGUGGAUGAAGGAGACGAUGCUGCCCGUGUUGUUUCCCCGGAGAGACAGUCUGGGUAACAGCUUGCAACUACGUGAACGAGUCUUCACCUCUGACCCCACCAGCUUCAGGGUUGGUCCCGUCCGAGUCCGUCAGCUCAGGAUGCCUUUCAUGGAAAGAACCAGAACUGUCGGAGGUUAUUCGUCCCUGCUCGGAAAGCGCCGGUAUUGCCCCCCUUACAGCAUGGGGCAGGAGGAGACGGGGAUGUACUGUGUAGGGUGGAAACCACUGGCUUCUUGCUCCUACGAAGAAAGAAAUACCAAGCUGAGCCGGGCCUCCUGGAUGUACCAGAGCUUUGAAGGCAUCUCCUCCCUGCCUGUAUGGGGAACUUACUCCGUCUACAGCAGUGGCGGCUACGUUAUGGACUUUUCCGUCAACUGGGACGUGAUAAACCUAACGUUACAAGAAUUAGAAGAAAAUAAGUGGCUGGAUGAACAGACACGCGCCGUCUUCGUUGAGUUUUCCCUCUACAACCCCGACAGCAACCUUUUCUCGUACCUGCGACUUCUAGCCGAGUUCCCUGAGACUGGCGACACCUUCCUGGGGAUCGGAAGUACAAGUCUUCCGCAUCUACGAACACAUGCAGGCUAUGGCUUUUACAUGUACAUCUGCGAAAUUAUCGCUGCUGCCGGCAUCAUAAUCUUCACCGUCAAGAUUGCCCUCAAGAUCAAACAGCAAAAGCUCGGUUUCUUCAAGGACUUCUGGCAGGUAUUGGACCUUGGCACUGUAAUUAUAUGCUAUGUUACUGUGACUUUCUACGCCAUCAAGACCAUGAAAGUUAACGAGUCCAUGGCUGCCUGGCGGGAUAACCCUAAGAAAUACGUGGACUUUUACCAGACGGCCUUCUGGGACAACAUGUAUGGCUACUCGCUGGCCGCCGUCGUCUUCAUCACCACCAUCCGCCUGCUGCGCAUCCUGGGCUAUAACCGACGACUGACGAUGAUCGCCGCUGUGCUGGCAAACUCCGGCCGGGACCUGUUCGGCUUCUCACUCGUCUUCGCUGUCGUUUUCGUGGCCUAUCUCUCAGCCGGCUACAUCGUUUUUGCCAGCACCUUGUCCGAGUUCUGCUCGCCAUGGGAGUCGGCACACGCGUUGUUCCAGCUGCUGCUGGGCAGGAACGUGCUGGCCGCCUUCUCGGAGGACCUGGCGCUGUUCGCCUGGGUCUACUUCAUUUCCUACGUCAUCCUGGUCUUCAUGAUCCUGAUGACGAUGUUCCAGGCGAUCGUGUGUGGGUCCAGCACCAUUGUCCGCUCAGAGGUCAGCAGCGUGCCGCCCCCCUAUGGGCUGACCAACCUGUUCAUCAAAUUCUACCACACCGUCAUCGCCGACCUGCUCCCUGCCUGGCUUACACGUGACAGAAGUGCUACAGGUCUCACUAAAGUGCAUGUGCAAUCAGCAGGAAGCACACACUCACUUGGUGACAGGAAACUACAGGUGCAAAAGGACCCAAGUACUAAAGGAGACAACUCUUACCGUGAACAGACUUAAGUCAUGGUCUUGAGGAGGUAAUCUUGAAAGAUGAUGGGAGAGAGACUUGCGGGAUUUUAUUGUGAAAAGAACAAAUACUUUUCCUACAGUUCACGUGUAAAAAAAUACGGAAUUUUUUUCAGACAUUUAUUUUUUGCUGCACAUGACACGAAAAUAUUCAAGAUACGUCGAGGAAAAAUAUACCUUAAACUAUCAAAAAUUUAUUAAAGAUGGACUUUGUUAAAUUAUUUCUACAUCCUCUCCCUACGUCACCGUUCUAUUCUCCCGGUUUGCAUCUGUUAAGUCCAUGCAUGUUUUGACUUCGAUUUAGUAUUUUUACAAGAAGUUACAUUUGACCGUCUUUCUGUGUUGCUUUAAGUUAGCUUCUUCCUUUUUACUAAAUGUAAUGAUGGUUUGUGGUAAUUGUAAAUUUUGCAUAAUUACUAAAUUUAUUCUUAUAUGUGCUUUUUAUUAUCUACAUGUGCAAUUUUUCAUUUUUCUUUCCUCUAUGUCUAUCAUAAUGCAUUGAAAAACGAAAUAAGUGGUCACAAUAUAAUGUUUUUGGCCAUUAAAAGUUUCACUUCAGCGAAAGCAGGUUGGGCAAAGCCACCAAAUUAAACAAAUAUAAAAUGAAUUUUCAGCUACAUAUGUUUAAACAAGUUGGCAAUAAGUUCUUUCGUAAUGUUUUACUUUCUUAUAUUUUUAAGUCAUAAAUAUAAUUGAAUUAAAUACUAAACACUAUCUUACUUUAAAAAUAAAUAUUUGCUUCAUAACCAUUACAAUGUAAGGAAAAAUGAAAUAUGGGAGGGAUAAGUACACUGGAGGGAGGGGUAACUGUUUUUACAUUGUAUUGCAUAUUAUAACGUUUUCUUUUGUGUUAAAGUAUUGUAAAGACUUUUCAAAUAAUUAAUUCCCUUAAACACUUGAUGCCCAGUACAGAUUAUGUUACAAUUAUGUAAUGUGAUUGACAAUUUUUAAAACGUUUUAUCAUACUAAAAACUAUUUUGUGUUGCUUAACAGCAAUAAUUUCUUAUUGUGUGGCUGUUAUGCAGCCUGAACGGUUUGUACAUGCACGUCGUAUAUUGAUCUAGUAAACGUUCAUGUUUUUGUCAUUAUCUAUACACAUUAUCUGUGUAUGUGUGGAUAUGUAACUGUUUGAGGAAUAUAUGAAAAAUAAAUAUAAAAAAAAAACAAAUGAAAGAGGAGGAAGACAAAAAAAUUAUAAUAAUCGCCAUGAUCACCAUCUUCGUGUCAUCACGAUACUUUACACCAAUUUCUGUUUAUUCUUCCGCAGAAGCUGUCUCUCUUUCUAUAAUUUCCUUGUGAGAGUUUGUGUUAUAAACGAGGACAUUACUGGUCUGAAAUUUCUUUUAGCGAGCACGUCCAAACAACCAUCGUGUAUUUUAAACUAAAUUAUUCCUUUUUUGUCUAAAAUUCUAUAGUUAAGAACUGCAAGAAAAGAUCAGUUCCUGAUAAUAUUUUCACUGUCAAACAAUAAUUAUAAACAAUACAUUCACCGGUUUUCAUUUCUAGUCACGCGGUAAAGCAAAAAUAAAAGAUCAUUCUGACUGAAGUUUAUUUCUUGUGGAAAUAGGAAGGUGUUCUGGUAAUCCAAGAGCAAAAUCUUUUUCAUAUUUGAAAUCAGGAUAGUAAAUUGUACAAAACCUCAAAUGUGAAUGUCAAACGAAUAUUAUGAUGGAGGUCUAGUUUGAGUAAAACGAGCAGGAACUAACUGGGGGAAGAAGAACAGAGGAGCGACAGGCCUAGACAAGCUCCAAAGAAGAAAAAAGGCGAAUCAUCCUUCCAUCUACAUUGCAGUCGACAGAGGGUCCGCGCCGAAAUAUUAAAACGGUUCUAACCCAGGCACAGUUUCCGCGGGACCUAGCUCUACAGGCGGAACUAAAGCUGUCAUCCGGGGACCAUCCGUGUUUCAGAGAAUAUUGAGAAGGAAGCUGCGUAGUCACCGCUACUCCCAGAUCAACAAAAUGACUUCUUUAAUAGUUUUUUUCGUGAGUUUGUUUUGAGCAGUCUAACAGCGAAGUGUAGUUUGUAACACAGAGACAAGGAACGCUACCCUCGUAUGGAAAGGCCGGAUGACGGACAUCUUGACUGUAAGUAGUUUAUAGUUUUUGAAGGCAAAUUAACGGGCCCAAACCCGUCAUCAGUGGUUGGACUAACCCCGUUUUGAAGAAACCAAACCUUAUACACUGUCACCAAAGGUGAACAAGGAUUGAGAAAACUGUGAAUCGAGAGAGUGUGAAGAGAGUUUGAGAAAGUAUACAUGCAUAUAUAGAUAGAUAUCGAGUUCAUGUGUUUAUGUAUUUACGUUUUUUUUUUGUGUGUGUGUGUGUUUUCAACGCCGCAUGAAGCUUUCUAGUGGUUGUGAUGCUUACGAUACAGUGCUUGAUUGUAAACAUUUACAGUAAUAUAUACAUUAAGUACCUGGCUUAGAAAAAAAGAGAAAAAUAUUCUAUUGGGCCCUUUCAUUAUACAAGUGGGACGUCCACUGGUAGAUGUUUGUUUUCUGUUGCAUGAAAGAACGCAUGUCAGUGCCAGUGCUCUAGUCUGUCUGUCCUGAGUAUGGUGGUUCUGACAACUUGUAUCAUGCUCCCCUCCCUCCUAUGAGAGGCAUUGACGCAUGGGCUUUCUCCAGUUCUGGCAGGUA